CUUUUUCUCCCCCGGGCGCUGCUUCCCCCCUUCUGAGUGCUGCGAAGAAGGAUAAUAUUUGAAUUUACUACUGGAUACCCUUGUGCUAUAUUUGCUAUUUUGCUAUUUGUGUCUAAUUCUAUCAUCUCAAUUGAGUGACCGUGUCAGUAAAGCAACAUCAGCUCUAUCGUCAAACCUCGCCAUGUCCGCCAGCCCGCCCAUCCACUCCGGCUCUGACGCCGCCCAGAUCGCAUCCACCUGCGCGUCGCUCAGCAUCACCACCACCGAGUUCGCCGAGCUGCAGAAGCGCGCCACCGCCGCAAAGGCCACCGCCUACUGCCGCUACAGCCGCUUCCGCGUCGGCGCCACGCUGCUGUGCGCCGACGAGGCUGGCGACGUGGUCUACGUGCCGGGCGCCAACGUGGAGAAUGCGUCGUACCCGGUGGGCACGUGUGCCGAGCGCGUGGCCUUUGGCACGGCGGUGACGAGCGGCAUCAAGAAGUUUAGGGCCAUUGCCGUGGCGACGGAUAUCAGCCCGCCGGCUAGUCCCUGCGGCAUGUGCAGGCAGUUCAUCCGCGAGUUUUGCACCCAGCAGACGCCCGUCAUCAUGUUUGACAAGAACUCGGACUAUGUGGUCCUGACGGUGGACCAACUUCUCCCAAUGUCUUUUGGUCCAGACGCUCUGCCGCCUCCUGGCGCCCCUGGAUACUAAGAUUUGAUGUCUUGGCUGUGCUUCACACUAUUGACGCCGUACGGCUGCGACACCCGUGCGGCUACUGCAAGGAGUACCGGGGAAGGGCGGGAGGAGAUUGGUGCCACUAAGCUGGUACCUGACAGAUGAUUCAUGGUUGUUUUUUUGUUUAUCAAUCUAUUUUGUUCUUUUCCUAAUAAUGACAGAGUAAUUUGAGUUAAUGCAUGUCUUGAAUGACAAUUUCCACAAUGCGGUG
Messenger RNA from Trichoderma asperellum CBS 433.97, 926 nucleotides. RefSeq lists its product as uncharacterized. Gene Ontology annotation, molecular function: zinc ion binding; cytidine deaminase activity. The record is from RefSeq and is a predicted model, not a curated record. Gene Ontology annotation, cellular component: cytosol. Lineage: Eukaryota; Fungi; Ascomycota; Sordariomycetes; Hypocreales; Hypocreaceae.